AUGGCACCAAGAUUUCCAAAGUUCAGCCAAGGCUUGGCCCAGGACCCAACUACUCGUCGUAUUUGGUUUGGUAUUGCUACUGCACAUGACUUUGAGAGUCAUGAUGAUAUUACCGAAGAGCGUCUUUAUCAAAAGAUUUUUGCUUCUCACUUUGGUCAGUUAGCUAUAAUCUUUCUGUGGACCUCUGGUAAUUUGUUCCACAUAGCUUGGCAAGGCAAUUUCGAAGCAUGGGUCCGCGACCCCUUACAUGUAAGACCUAUUGCUCAUGCAAUUUGGGAUCCUCAUUUUGGUCAACCGACCGUAGAAGCCUUUACCCAAGGAGGUGCCCCCGGUCCGGUCAAUAUUGCUUAUUCCGGUGUUUAUCAGUGGUGGUAUACAAUUGGCUUACGCACUAAUGAAGAUCUUUAUACUGGAGCUCUUUUCUUGCUAUUUCUUUCUGCUCUCUUUUUAACAGCGGGUUGUUUGCAUCUACAACCUCAAUGGAAACCAUGUGUUUCAUGGUUUAAAAAUGUCGAAUCUCAUCUCAAUCAUCAUUUGCCAGGGCUUUUCGGAGUCAGUUCUUUGGUUUGGAUGGGGCAUUUAGUUCAUGUCGCUAUUCUUGAAUCAAGAGGAGAACACAUAAGAUGGGAUAAUUUUUUAGAUGUAUUACCGCAUCUCGAAGGGUUGGAACCACUUUUUACAGGUCAGUGGAAUCUUUAUGCUCAAAAUCUUGAUUCCAGUAGUCAUUUAUUUGGUACUACUAAAGGGGUGGGAACUGCUAUUCUAACUCUUCUCGGGGGAUUUCACCCACAAGCACAAAGUUUGUGGCUAAUUGAUAUCACGCAUCAUCAUUUAGCUAUUGCAUUUGUGUUUUUCAUUGCUGGCCAUAUGUAUAGAACCAACUUUGGGAUUGGACACAGUAUAAAAGAUAUUUUAGAAGCACAUGUUCCUCCGAAAGGCUUAUUAGGACGCGGGCAUAAGGGUCUUUACAACACAAUCAAUAAUUCUCUUCACUUUCAAUUAGGUCUUGCUCUAGCUUCUUUGGGAGUUGUUACUUCCUUGGUAGCUCAACACAUGUAUUCUUUACCUGCCUAUGCAUUCAUAGCACAAGAUUUUACUACCCAAGCUGCAUUGUAUACUCAUCAUCAAUACAUUGUGGAAUUCAUUAUGACAGGGUCAUUUGCUCAUGGAGCUAUAUUUCUCAUUAGAGAUUAUAAUCCAGAACAGAAUAAGGAUAAUGUAUUGGCGAGAAUGUUGGAGCAUAAGGAAGCCAUAAUCUCUCAUUUGAGUUGGGUUAGUUUAUUCCUAGGUUUUCAUACCUUGGGACUUUAUGUUCAUAAUGAUGUUAUGCUCGCUUUUGGUACUCCAGAAAAGAAAAUCUUGAUUGAACCCAUAUUUGCUCAAUGGCUACAAUCUGCUCAUGGUAAGACCUUAUAUGGUUUUGAUGUACUUUUAUCUUCAGCAAAUGAUCCAGCAUUCAAUGCUGGCAAAAGCUUAUGGUUACCCGGUUGGUUGAGUGCUAUUAACGAUAAUAAAAAUUCACUGUUCUUAACAAUUGGUCCCGGAGACUUUUUGGUUCAUCAUGCUAUUGCUCUAGGUUUGCAUACAACUACAUUGAUUUUAGUAAAAGGUGCUUUAGAUGCGUGCGGUUCUUAA
Molecule: messenger RNA, 1635 nt
Organism: Cryptomeria japonica (Japanese cedar)
Lineage: Eukaryota; Viridiplantae; Streptophyta; Pinopsida; Cupressales; Cupressaceae
Product: photosystem I P700 chlorophyll a apoprotein A2-like
Exons: 1
Coding region: 1-1635 (544 amino acids)
Biological process (GO): photosynthesis
Cellular component (GO): photosystem I; thylakoid; membrane
Source: RefSeq, a predicted model, not a curated record